This is a messenger RNA of Scylla paramamosain (green mud crab), 1059 nucleotides long. RefSeq lists its product as uncharacterized. NCBI's taxonomy places the organism in Eukaryota, Metazoa, Arthropoda, Malacostraca, Decapoda, Portunidae. The coding region runs from base 191 to 916 and encodes 241 amino acids. The transcript has 7 exons. The record is from RefSeq and is a predicted model, not a curated record.
GUUCGCCCCCUCUAACCCUGACCCCUGGGCCGACACCACUGCCCCCCUGACACCCAGGUCCCGCGUACAUCAUACAGAUCAGCUGACACGGCGGAGGUGAACGGCUUGCCUGUGUACGCCGCGCCACGCACACAAACACACACAUAUCCCAGCGGCGCGUACGUGGGUGUGGGGGGCGGCUCUCCCCAUCAUGCCAGCCACCCCCCCCACCCACCACCACCACCAACGUCACCCCCAGCCCCUUCCAGUCCCCCACCGGAACCAGACAAGCCGAUUCUUCUCCUUCAAUUCCGGAUCACAGACCUUAGAUCUCGGCCUGAGUUUCACCGUGCCCUUCCUGUCUAUUCCUGUCGGUUCCUUGCUAUCAUUCGGCAAUUCACUGACGACCAGCACCACCACCGCCCUAGGGUCUCUAAUGGAGAUCAAUUGGCCGUCUGUGUUGUUCAUAUGCGUGGCUGUGCUGGCUGCUGUUCUCUUAUUGCCAAAGAUAGCUACCGUUAUCUCAGCCCUUGUAUCUGGGGGCGUGGUCACCGGGUACUCAGGCGCCACAUCGUAUGAAGGCGCAUCCUACGGGCGUGGCGUUGAGACUGUUGACCCCGUGACCUCGAUUGUGACCCAGAUUGAGGAAGCCUUGGCGCAGUAUGACCUUGACGCCUCCUCCUGCGUACAGAGAGGCGUUUGUACCUUCAUGUCCUCUUCAGGAGCGCGUGUGCGUGAGGGGAAAGCUGACAGCACCUCCCUUCUUGCUGUGGGACUCGCUAAGAGCAAGUGGCUGGAGGAAAUUAUAGGAGAAAACAGCAUCACGAAGGCUGUCAAAUUUGGCCAGGAGAAAAACCAAGAUUGCUCCUUGCAGUACCCAGAAUGCCCCGUGUCCUUGCCUGAUAUCGUCCGUGGCUUGAUGUCCGUGGUCACGUGAGGGUCAGGGAAGGCUGGGAUUGGCUGGGAUAGGCUGAGAGAGGCUGGGAUUGGCUGGGAUUGGCUGGGAGAGGCUGGGAUUGGCUGGGAUUGGCUGGGAUUGGCUGGGAUUGGCUGAGAGAGGCUGGGAUUGGCUGGGAUAGG